AUGUCUACAGCAGUGCCUCCAAAGAUUCAGUUAGCAGCCACACUUUCACUUUUGGCAAGUGGAAGCUUUCAACAUGCAGUGGGUAAUGACUAUUUGGUAGGAUUAGGUCAAAGCACCGUCUCCAAAAUUGUCAGCCAUGUUACUCAAGAAAUGGAAACAAAACUUUGCCCAAAAUUUAUAAAAUUUUACUUUUUCAAAAAAUAUAAAAUUCCUGGAGUUAUUGGAUGUGUAGAUGGAACGCACAUCGGCCUCCAAAGACCAAACAAAAACGAGCAUAUGUUCUUUAAUAGAAAGGGGUUCCACAGUCUUAAUGCUAUGGUGAUUUGUGACCACGAGCAUAAAAUUUUAAGUGUAAAUUCAAAAUAUGGUGGAGCGGCACAUGAUUCAUUUGUGUGGAAACAUUCUGAAGAAAACUUACAAAAACUUUACAAUAAUAAAAAUUUUAAAAAUAUAUGGCUUUUAGACUCAGGAUACCCGAUUGAACCAUGGUUGAUAACUCCGUACAGAAAUCCAGAGGAAUGCUCAAUGGAGGCAUACUUUAAUGAAAUACACUCCAAAGCCCGAUGUAUUGUAGAGAGAUCAAUCGGCAUACUUAAAGCUCGUUGGAAAAUUUUAAUAUUUGUACUCAUUAAAAUCACAUAA
This is a messenger RNA of Lucilia sericata (common green bottle fly), 642 nucleotides long. RefSeq names its product putative nuclease HARBI1. The record is from RefSeq and is a predicted model, not a curated record. Lineage: Eukaryota; Metazoa; Arthropoda; Insecta; Diptera; Calliphoridae.